AUGAAAACCUCAAUCUCUUCAGACGUGUGGGAGAAGAAGAAGGCGUUGAUCGCCAAGUUGUAUAUGGAGGAGGAGUGGCCUCUCAAGCAAGUCAUCAAGCAGAUUCGUUCCGACAACUUCAACCCUAGCGAAACCCAACUGCGAAGUCGGUUGAAGAAGUGGCGCGUGACUAAACCAUCUCGUCAAGCACGCAAGAAGACUCAGGAAUCCAUCGAAGAUGUAGACUCAGAAAAGGAUAUCAAGGCAUCUCCAUCAUCUCCUCGUCAUUAUAGACCAUCUCCAGUGGCAAGAGAGACAUCUAUCGCUCACUCAGACUGGUCAGCACACUCAGUCUAUGCUCCUCUUGAAUUGCAGUCACAACCAGAGCAUAAUCAACAUCAACAUCAUCAUCCAAAGUGGAACACCACACUUCCAAGCCAACAGUUGACUCCAAGCCCUCACAUGAGCACUAGACAUGGUGUACACACCUUCUCUCACUCUAACAUAUCAGGCUCACCAUCCUUUGAGCACUCCACUCACACAUCCCCCGUGAGCGAGGGUCUUCUCCUGAACACUACCGCUGCCCCAACUCCCACAUAUGGAGCUUACCCUCUUUCACCUAUCUCUGGAAUCCCCAGCCCUGGCUCAGGCUCAACCUCAGCGCCUGCAAUGGUUUCUACUAUGGCGCAACAGUGGCCUCAACGCGUCUCUGAAGUGGGUCUCAACCCUCCCAUGCACAGCCCAUGGUAUCAUAUGCCCUUCGAGCCUGCCACUCCUCCCGCAGGUGUCCCUCACUCUGCACCCCUGAUCCCACCAACUACCUACCGCGACCACAUGCCCAUGGGAGCACAUGCUCCAGCUCCGGGAGUCUACUCCCCCGCAUUCAAUCACUACGGCUCUGAAGCCCCAGAGUACCACCCUAAUUUCUGGAAGACAGCAGGCCAGUAUGAAUAUACUCGACCUGAGCCGUCCCGUAAGCACCUUCCAUAUCAAGGCCAUGGCCACAUCGUCUCAAUGCAAAAUACCCAGAUGGCACCACAGCCUAUAAUAUGUGCCCCUAUGGCUCCAUACAUGGGCUAA
Molecule: messenger RNA, 1059 nt
Organism: Penicillium taxi
Lineage: Eukaryota; Fungi; Ascomycota; Eurotiomycetes; Eurotiales; Aspergillaceae
Product: Clr5 domain-containing protein
Exons: 2
Coding region: 1-1059 (352 amino acids)
Source: RefSeq, a predicted model, not a curated record